Messenger RNA from Beta vulgaris subsp. vulgaris (sugar beet), 2118 nucleotides. RefSeq lists its product as hypothetical. NCBI's taxonomy places the organism in Eukaryota, Viridiplantae, Streptophyta, Magnoliopsida, Caryophyllales, Amaranthaceae. The transcript is spliced from 2 exons. The record is from RefSeq and is a predicted model, not a curated record. The coding region runs from base 405 to 1685 and encodes 426 amino acids.
AAAAACUCAAAUCUCAAAUUCUCAACCACACACAAGCAGACUUUUUGAUUAAACAAAACACAAGUGAAUAAGAAGUAGACGCAGACAAAAUAUUCACAAAAUAAGCGCCUCCUAAACAGCGGCGAUUACAUAUAGCCAGAUAGGAUUUGUUCCCAACUUUUUUUUUAAUACAAAUUACAGAUAGGAUUCUUUCCAAAACCAAAAUGUCCUUUCCUAAAAAAAAAUAACCAUAAAAUCAAUAUUGGUAGUGCUAGUAUUUAGUGCUCCUUCACCUCCAUAAUUCACUCAUUUUCAUUUCUUCUCCCUACUCCACACUCAACAAUAACUCACCUUCAUCUUAGCUUUCCUUCUCUCAAAAACGACGAAUCUAACGUGGGUUCAGUGAGUUCAACUGCAGUACAUACAUGGAUCCAUGUCCAUUUGCACGACUAAUAAUCGAGUCGUUAGCACUCCAGCUCCCGCUAGGAGGAAAACCAUCAGCGGGAGCUGGGGUGCACCCUAGUACAACUCCAUGUUAUUGUAAAAUAACAUUAAAGGGGUUUCCUUCGGAAACUGCUUUACUCCCUCUUUCACCUGGGGGAGAAGGUCCCUCUCCCCCAGAGUCCACCACUAGUGCCCCAGAGUUUCAUUUAGACUCUGGGGCACUAAGGCGGAUGGCAGGUAGGCCUAUUUCGCUCCGAGUAUGUAUAUACUCGGGGCGAAUGGGCCAAACCUGCGGAGUUACAUCCGGCAAACUAAUUGGCCGGAUUAACUUAUGUGUAGACGUAAAAGGAGCUGAGGUUAAACCCAUUGUUUUCCAUUCUGGGUGGAUGGGACUCGAGAAAAACAAUGGUGGUCACGCUAAGUUACAUUUAGUGGUACGAUCUGAACCGGAUCCUCGAUUUAUUUUUCAAUUUGGUGGUGAACCGGAAUGUAGCCCUGUUGUUUUUCAGAUCCAAGGAAACAUCCGUCAGCCUGUUUUCAGCUGUAAAUUUAGCGCAGACAGGAACUCCCGCUCUCGAUCUCUUCCAGCAAAUUUUGCCAUUAGCAACAAUAACAAUAACAAUAGGAAAUGGAUGGUGAGGAGUCUCUCUGGAGAAAAAGAUAAGCCAGCAAGGGAGCGAAAGGGGUGGAUGAUAAUGAUCUACGAUCUUUCUGGAUCUCCGGUUGCAGCAGCAUCAGUCAUCACUCCUUUCGUCCCAUCUCCAGGAUCUGACCGAGUGUCUCGGUCAAAUCCUGGAGCGUGGCUCAUCCUCCGACCCCACGGUUCCCAUGUUAAUAAUUGGAAACCAUGGGGCCGGCUUGAGGCCUGGCGCGAGAGAGGCCCAGUCGAUGGGCUAGGUUACAAGUUUGAGCUUGUAACCGAGGAUGGGCCCACUCGUACAGGCAUUCCUAUAGCCGAGGCUACAAUGAGUAUUAAAAAAGGCGGAAAGUUUUGCAUUGAUAAACGUGAUUCCAGCCUCGAAGAGGUAAUGGUGAGGUCACCCGUUCGAGGGUUUGUUAUGGGGUCCACAGUUGAAGGGGAAGGUAAAAUAAGCAAACCAUUGGUCCAAGUUGGCAUGCAACAUGUAACGUGCAUGGCUGAUGCUGGACUCUUUGUAGCUUUAUCAGCUGCCAUUGAUCUUAGCAUGGAUGCAUGUCGACUUUUUUCUCAAAAAUUAAGAAAAGAGCUUUGUUAUGAUGAACAACAUGACCUUUUCUCGUAAUUAAUUUUACAAGACAUCAAUUUCUUCUCCAUAACCUGCAGUGACAACCAAUUUAACUCAAAAACGUCGUUAAUUAUUGGUUUGAGCAUAUGAUUUUUUUCAUUGUGAGGCUUAAAUUAUUCUUUUCUUAUUUUGUUUUUCUACGGCGAAUUUGGAAGAAUUGAAGGUUACUGAUGGAGGAGAUUUUUUUCUCUGAUUAAUUACAGGUGAUUGUUAAUUAUUAUAAGAUGUAAUCUAAUUGACAAUACUUGUACAGAGUGAGGAAUUAAGUUAUGUUUUUUUGUUCAUAUAAUUAAGGAGUUUUGUAUUAUUUUCAGCAUAAUUCUUUGUAGCGCAGCUAUAUAUAUUCUUUGUAGCUUGAUUUCUAUUAAUAUGGUUUGCUUCAAAAUUCUUUUAUAUAUAUACACUAGUGAGUAGUGAUUCUAUUGAUCCA